Messenger RNA from Capsicum annuum, 1214 nucleotides. RefSeq names its product tetraspanin-8. The transcript has 2 exons. Gene Ontology annotation, biological process: auxin-activated signaling pathway. The coding region runs from base 253 to 1056 and encodes 267 amino acids. The record is from RefSeq and is a predicted model, not a curated record. Gene Ontology annotation, cellular component: plasmodesma; plasma membrane. Lineage: Eukaryota; Viridiplantae; Streptophyta; Magnoliopsida; Solanales; Solanaceae.
ACUGAAAAUGAAAAGAAAAAAACAUCGCAAUGCACACGCUUUAAAUUUUCCACCAGACAAGACUUAUUUCAUUUUCCACCUUUUUCUGCUAUUUAUAUCAAUCUCCUCCAUAGCUACCCAACAAUAAACAAAACAAAAAAAUAAAUACUUACUUAAAAAUAAAAACAAAAAGGGUUGAUUCUUUUUCAACCCUAAGAAAUCCGAUCAUUCAUAUCAUUAUUUCCCCUCAUAUCGAAAUUUAAAAAAAAAAAAAUGGUUCGCGUUAGCAAUUUCAUAAUUUCAUUUGUUAAUGUGUUAACAUUUAUGAUUGCAAUUAUGGCCAUAGGAUUUGGCCUUUGGUUUAAAGCUGAUGAAGGCAAAAGUCUAUGUCAAAAAUCAUUAUAUAUGCCUUUGUUACUAUUUGGGGUUGCAAUUUUAGUGCUAUCAUUAUUGGGAUUAAUUGGAUCAUGUUGUAGAGCAUCAUUUUUCUUGUGGAUUUAUUUGUUUUUCUUGUUUUUGCUCAUUGUUGGGAUGAUUUGUUUCUCUAUUUUCACUAUUUUGGUGGCUAAUAAGAAUGUGUCUAAAGCAUUGUCUGUGAAAGGUGGUAAUGAUGCUAAAUUUGGAGAUUGGGGACAUUGGUUGGAGAAACAUAUUGUGAAUGACAAAAAUUGGGGUGAAAUUAAGAGUUGUAUGGUUACUUUCAAGUAUUGUCAAACCAUGCCUCGUGGAAAAUCUGGAGAUUUCUACAAAUAUAGCCUCCCUCCUGCUCAGUCAAGUUGUUGCAAACCACCUACUUACUGCGGCUUUGAGUUCACCAAUGCAACAUACUGGACUAUGCCAAAAUCAGGGCCAGCAGUGCCACACAGUGACUGCAAGACAUGGAGCAAUUCACAAACUGAGCUUUGCUUCAAUUGCCAAUCAUGCAAGACAUCAUUCGUUGACGCCAUUCAAAGAAAUUGGAACAGAAUGGCACUUACAAACUUUUGUAUAUUCGUUUUAAUAAUCAUCAUUUACUCUAUUGGUUGCUGUGCUUUGAGGAACAACAGAUCAAAGGGAUACUACAAACCUUAUCUAUAAUUUUUAUUAUGGUUUAAUUUCUAAGUGAUAAGAAGAAGGCGCUUAAUAUUUGGGUUUAAGGCUAAUUAAUUAACUGUGACAUUUUGCUGCAUUUUUGUUUGUGAGAAGGACUUGAGUACCAUUUUCGUACUAUUAAACAAUCUGUAAAUUCCCAUUUG